AUGCGGUCGCAGACAGCCAAGGUGAAGGGCCCGACGAAACUUUCUGGUGAAGGCGGCAACGUCACCACUGCUCCGCAGAAAAGGAACCCAAGCACUGGGGCUCCUGGUCGCCUACCUGGCCAGCCGGAGUCCCCUUCCAACGGGUCCAAAGUGUCGAAGGGGGAGGUGGUGACGCCCACGGCUUCACGCAAGGAGGUCCCCAAGAUCACAGGCGAACUGAAAAGUCUUCGGGAGAAGAAACUGCAGAGCCAAAACCAGAGGGCCCAGCAGGAUCGUUUAAGUCAAAAUCAGGUGGAUCCACCUGACACUGGACGAUCAAUUGGCAUCGCUUCAAUAGCCUCAGAGUCUACCUCCAUCCACUCACUUCGGCCAGGGGGUGGGAGAGCUACAUCUGAGCCACCUUUACCGAAGAGUCUUGGACAUUUGGGCAUUCCUAGUAAAAACCCAAGAUCAAGUCCCAUGCCUCAGGGUCGAGAAGCAACCAAUUCCACGGUCUUUGAACGGGAGCAGGCGCAAAGCAGACGGGCAGCCCUGUAUUCCGAAAUCCCUGACCAGGGACGAUCGUACCAAGACAGCUCUGCGGUCAAUGCCCUUGUUUUUGGACAACGGCGGACGCGUCCUGGUUCGGUGGAUCCCGGUCUCAGCGAAGAUCGGAUCCGUCCCGGCAGCCUCAUGGAGCAGCCGGCUGGCAUGCCAGCCUCAGGUGGUUCCAGAGAAGGUCUCAGGCGACUUCAACGGUCUGCGACGCCUCAACCGUCCAAUGGGGUGUUGAUGGGCGACUCCACCAUGGGCCGCAGCUGCUCCGAGAAGCCGGCAAAGCAUCGGAGGCGUUCUGUGCCGUGGAUCUCGCAGGGUGAUGCUGGGACGCUGUGCGAGGUGGUCUUUGGAAGCUCCACGAUGAAGGCACCGCCUCAUCCUGAAGUCCUUCGACAAGUCUGGGGUGGUUGUGCUGGCCAACCCAGCACACGGGCGGAUGGAGGUCGAAAGGCUCCGCAGUUUUCAACCCUGGCAGACCUAGAGGGUUAUGCUGGUUUGGUGAGCAGUACCUGCACCCUGACUUCUAGCCUUCCGGGCAGCCCCUUGUCCGAUACAUCUUCAGUAGUGGAGCCGACGAGGCGCUCAGGCAUCCGACUGAUUCACGAUGCUCCUGGUGCUUCAGACAACUACCAAAUUCAGGAGGCAUCGCCUCAUUGGCCGGUUGAGCAGAAGCCGAAAGGCAUGGUGGCUGAUUUUGGACGAAUGGCAUUUGUUUAG
Molecule: messenger RNA, 1254 nt
Organism: Cladocopium goreaui
Lineage: Eukaryota; Dinophyceae; Suessiales; Symbiodiniaceae
Source: the annotation of a GenBank genome assembly